This is a messenger RNA of Chenopodium quinoa (quinoa), 2226 nucleotides long. RefSeq lists its product as uncharacterized. The coding region runs from base 456 to 1826 and encodes 456 amino acids. The transcript is spliced from 4 exons. NCBI's taxonomy places the organism in Eukaryota, Viridiplantae, Streptophyta, Magnoliopsida, Caryophyllales, Amaranthaceae. The record is from RefSeq and is a predicted model, not a curated record.
CUCUUGAAUUUCGAUGGAAUAAUUAAAAAAAAUUAAAAUGAUUGCAUAAUUGAGUAUUGCUUUCAGUUUUUUACUUUAAAUUUAAAUUCAUAAGCAAAAUUAGUUCGGAUCAGGAAAAAAAAAAAAAAAAAACAAAACACGUACAAGUGUAUAACCUCAAAUCUCAAUUCAAAUCUUCAAAGUAGUACGUACACUGUACACAGACACAAGGUACACAACUCAAAUUCUGCAUUAGACUUUUGUGCAUUUUAUUCAAACUAUUGCCGCCCACAAUUCUUACCAAUUCUAACUCAAUUGAAUUCUUCCAGGAAAAUCAAUAUGAACCCUAAUUCCAUCAAACGAUUCAAACCCAAAUUAUCGAAUUAAUCUUCGAAUCUAAAAUCCAAAUAUAAUUAAUUUGGGGUUUCCGGAAAAGGGGAAAUUAGGGUUCAUAAUUUACACUCAAAUUCCAGAAAAUGCAAUUAGGUGAUCUUAACAAAGUUUGGGAAAUUAGAGCUUUGAAAAGAAAGCCGCGACAAGAUGAAGCAAAGCAAAUUCUUGAGCGCAUUGCUAAACAGGUUCAACCAAUUAUGCGCAAACAUAAUUGGCGGGUUAAAGUUCUCUCUGAAAUGUAUCCCAAGAGGAAUGAACUUCUUGGAUUGAAUGUUAAUCGUGGGGUAGAAGUGAAGUUGAGGCUUCGGAGGCCUGGCAGGGAGUUAGAGUUUUACUCAUUUCAUGAAGUGUUGGAUACAAUGCUUCAUGAGCUUUGCCAUAAUGCCCAUGGCCCUCAUAAUGCGAGUUUCUAUCAGCUAUGGGAUCAGCUUAGAAAGGAAUGUGAGGAAUUGAUGUCCAAGGGAAUAUCUGGCACAGGAGAAGGCUUUGAUCUUCCUGGAAAACGUUUAGGUGGGUUCUCUCGUCAGCCACCUCUAGCUUCCCUCCACAAAACGACCCUGGCUGCUGCUGAAAACAGAAAACGUCUCAAUUCCCUUCUACCAUCUGGACCUUUACGGCUUGGUGGUGAUAAAAACAUAAUGUCUUCGUUAAGCCCUGUUCAAGCUGCUGCCAUGGCAGCUGAAAGGAGACUACAGGAUGAAAUAUGGUGCGCUUCCGUUUCUGGUGGCUUUGCUGAAGAUUUGGGGGAUUCUGAUCUCUUGGAAACAGUAGUGCCCUGUGGGCCAGCUGCUGCUAGUGCCAGUUCAAAUGCCUCUGAUAUUAACAAUGUACAUUCUGGAGCUGCAGCAUCUUGUAACAGGUCUCAGAAUAAUGUUACAAAUCUCAUUGAUUUAAGCAACAAUGUAAAUUCUACCUCAAUUGAUGUUCGUGGCACCAAAUUAAGUAAAAGAUCCAUUUGUUCCCAUGUCAGUUCAUCUGCUAGUGCCAGUUCAAAUUCUAAUAAUGUCUCUGGAGCUGCAGCAUCUCGGAAAAGGUCUUGGAAUGGUGAUAUUACCAAUCUCAUUGAUUUAAGCAACAAUGAAAAUUCUGCCUCAGUUGAUGCUUGUGGCAUUAAAUUAAAUAAAGGAUCCAUUGGCUCCAAUGCCAGUUCAUCAUCUUUAUCCAUGAGCGUCUCAUCCUCUGGGUUAACUAAUCUUGAUGCGGAGAACACACAUGGAGAGUCUGCCACAUGGACUUGUGAAACAUGCACCCUGUUGAAUCCUCCACUGGCUCUCGUAUGUGAGGCAUGUGAAACCCUGAAGCCGAAAGAUAUAUCAGUGAAGUAUAAAUUCUGGUCCUGUAAAUUCUGUACCUUGGAGAAUUGCGUGAAACUGGAGAAAUGUUCAGCAUGUGGUGAAUGGAGAUACUCACGAGGUCCUCCGUUGUCAUCAUUGCCUCCUAAUCUCGGCACUUGACAAGAACAGUUGAAGUUAGCUUGUUUUGGAAGUAUGUAAAUCUCUCAGUUGCUAUAUUUCUGCCAAUGCAUGCUUAUGCAUAUUUGACUUGGUUUAUUUAUGAGAUGGUCUUUUAGGGCUCCUGUUGAUUCAAAGAUGCUGCUGAAAAGCUACGAGAAAGAUAGUGAAUAUUUUUGGUACUUAUUUGUAAAUUGGGCUUCGUUAAGUCUCAUAUUGGUCGACUAAUUGUAGAACUAAUUUCUACAUAAUUUUGAUACUCGCUCCCCAAGAGAUGCUGAAGCUGUAAAGAUGACAUUCAUUGUGCCUAUUUUGGUUAAUUUUUUUCAAUCAAGGAGAAAGAAUAUGUGAUUUUCUACCUAGUAAAUGAACUUUUCGUUUUCCCAACUAUUUUUUGGCUAGU